AUUAAAUCGUUAAUGGACACUACUCAACUAAAAACUAAAGUUCUCUAUGAGUAUACUAAGAAAAACAAAUAACUAUUGGACGAAUGGUCAGAAAAGACAGUGUAGGCAUUCUUAGAACAAACUAGAAAAUUCACAGAAGAAAUGUAUUCAGGAAAUCUAACCAUGGUCGAUGAUGGUUACAAUGAUACAUAAGAGCAAUUACAAAUACUUGAGAACUUAUUUAAGAGUAUAUGAAUCAAAUUGAAAUUAGAUUUUACAAAAACAAAAGGCGAUAUUCAUCACAAAUUGAGAAUUUCAUAUUCAAUAGCUAGAAGGUUGUAUAUGGAAAAUUUAUAAAAAAGAGUCUUCUAAGCACUCAGACAAUAAACAAAAUACUAAUUGUAUAUUCGCAGGAUGAAGAUUUUUGCAGCUAAUUAUUCAAAGUAAUAAUUAAUUAGAAUAACUUAGAUUGAGAGUGCCAAGGUAAAUAUUUACUAGUUGGAGAAAAUAAGCUCGUAAUAAGACUAGACAAGAAAUUCUCCAUUAAGUUAAUAGGAAAACUGAUAAUGAAAUACUGUAAAUGUAGAAGGAAUAUGAAUAGUUGAUUGCAUAAUUAGAAAAUGUAUUGGAGAAGAAGUUGAUUGAAUUGAAAGUAGAAGAAGAAUAACACAAAGAAUUAGUAUUAAGAUAUGAUGGCAUUGUUGAAAAGCGCACAGCCAUUAAACACUGA
Paramecium octaurelia is the source of this 709-nucleotide messenger RNA. NCBI's taxonomy places the organism in Eukaryota, Ciliophora, Oligohymenophorea, Peniculida, Parameciidae. The record is from the annotation of a GenBank genome assembly.